AUGAGACUCCUGCUCCUGGCUCUUGCUGUCCUUGUGUCCCUACCACAAGUGAUCCCAGCCUAUGGUGGUGGAAAAAAAUGCUGGAACAACCAAGGACACUGCAGGAAAAACUGCAAAGCUGAUGAAGCAGUAAAAUCAGCCUGUAAAAACCAUCAAGCCUGCUGUGUUUCAGUCAAGGAAGGGCACAGGCAAAUUGAUGGACUAAGUCAUAUGGAUAAAGCACUGAAAAUAGCCCGGUGA
Messenger RNA from Ceratotherium simum simum (southern white rhinoceros), 240 nucleotides. RefSeq names its product defensin beta 118. Gene Ontology annotation, biological process: innate immune response. Gene Ontology annotation, cellular component: extracellular region. The record is from RefSeq and is a predicted model, not a curated record. Lineage: Eukaryota; Metazoa; Chordata; Mammalia; Perissodactyla; Rhinocerotidae.